AUGCUCGAACGCGAUUGGAUUUCACUGUGCCGCCAUGUUCAGGAUGGCUUCAUCUAUGUUACUCUUAUCGUGCACACCUAUAUGUUGUACCUCAUAGCCUAUAAGUCACCAAAGGAGAUUGGAAAGUACAAGUAUCUUAUGGUGUAUGUCUCCAUUUUUGAGAUGGCUUAUGCGACAUUCGGGACAGUUUUGAAGCCGGUCGUGCUCUCCUACACAUCCCGAAUUAUUGUGCUCGUCGAUGCCAGGAACAUUUGGUUAAACCGAACCGUAACCCGCGUCAUUAACAGCGCCAUCUGUGGAUUCUACGGCUGCACCGCAUCGAUUCUCACCAUCCAUUUCAUGUAUCGCUACGGAUCCUUGCAAAUGGCUACGAGCAGCAUAUUCGAAGGCUGGAAGUUCAUACUUCUAUGCCUUCUCCCAGUUUGCUAUGGGAUCAUUUGGAGCACCACAGUAUUCUUCGUUUUUCCAGAGGAUCCCGGAUUCUCGGAGCUUAUCAGAAACGAUAUGUGGGACUUUUUUGGAAUCCACGUGGAGGAUGUUGUAUACACCGGGAUGUAUUACUACAAGGAGGACAAGUACAGGUUGUAUGGGUUCGAAUUUUUGGCAUGCUUCGGAAUGUUCAUCCUUUGCUUUAUAAUAAUGUCCUCACUGGGAAUUGUGCUAGUUUUUGGGUACCGGUGCUAUAACACCAUGAAUUCAUGGAGAGCUCAUUCGGUGUCACUGUCAACCAAAAACAUUUAGACUCAAUUGUUUCAGGCGCUGGUUUUGCAGACCAUCGUCCCGCUUUUCCUCCUCUACCUUCCAAGCUCUUUUGUCCUAACUUGCCCACUGUUCCAAGUCAACUUGGGCAGCAGAACCGCAUUCGUCACAGUGCUCAUGUCAAUCUACACAGUAGUAGAUGUCCUGCCGAACCUGUUCAUUAUCAGAAACUAUCGAAGAGCCACUAUAGCCUUGCUAGGAUGUGGUCAGUGCAAGGUUCCGGUGACGAUACCUGCCACUAGAACGGCGAGCACAGCUGUCAAUACAUGA
This is a messenger RNA of Caenorhabditis elegans, 1029 nucleotides long. The record is from the annotation of a RefSeq genome assembly. Lineage: Eukaryota; Metazoa; Nematoda; Chromadorea; Rhabditida; Rhabditidae.